AUGGAUAAGAAGCGCCCCGCGACGGCGGAGUGGUCGACUGCGAAGCUCAGGCGCGUUGAUGCGCCGUCCGCAUUUCCUCUCACACAUACAACACCAGGUGCUGGCUUUAGGCCCCGCAGCCUGAAUACGGAUGCGUUCACAGUAGGAUGGAUAUGUGCCUUGGAGGCGGAAUUAGCUGCAUCUGUGGCUAUGCUCGAUGAAGAAUUUCGGAAUCUCCCAGAAAUUCCGGGUGAUUCAAAUACUUAUACUCUAGGACGAAUGGGAGACCACAACAUUGUGAUGGUUUGCCUUCCAGCAGGAACAACGGGUACAAAUGCUGCCGCGAUGACAGCUACCAACAUGAUGCGGAGUUUUCCCAAAAUUCGCUUUGGUUUGAUGGUGGGCAUUGGAGGCGGAGCUCCUGAUGAGCCAAGCAAUGAUUCGCGCAACGAUAUCCGGCUUGGGGAUGUAGUGGUUAGCUGUCCUACAGUCGAUUCAAGUGGCGUAUUACAAUACGACUUUGGGAAAACAAUGAAAGAAGGGAAAUUUGUUCAAACCGGCACACUAAACAAGACGCACACAGAAUUGAGGACCGGCAUUUCAGUACUACGAGCACGCCAUCGGAGGGGAAUCAGCCAAAUUCCAUUUCAUAUCGAUACUAUGCUCCAGUCUAACAGAAAGAUGCGCGGUUAUUUCGAUCACCCAGACGGUGAAUCAAGUUGCGAAGCUUGCGACAGAGGAGCUUUGCUGGUUCGAAAGCCGCGCGCAGAUAGCGACCCUGCCAUCCAUUAUGGUCUCAUUGGUUCAGCUAAUCAAGUUAUGAGGCAUGGAAUGACACGAGAGAAGCUUCGAAAAGAAAAGGGCAUACUCUGUUUUGAGAUGGAAGCUGCAGGACUUAUGGAUAUUCUCCCUUGUUUAGUGAUUCGAGGCAUUUGCGAUUAUGCGGACUCGCACAAGAAUAAAAGGUGGCAGCCUUAUGCGGCAGCGGCUGCUGCUGCAUACGCCAAAGAAAUCCUGUCUGUCAUUCCUCCAGCAGAAGCGCCGCCGAUAUUCCCCAUGAAUAUUGAUACCAUACAUAACAUGCUUCAGUCUUUUAUUUCCGAAUCAAGUCUAGAACAGUUACUUCAACUUCUACCAGCACCGGAGCAAAGCCAACGAAAAUCCGCAAUACCAGAUUUAGAUCCCCGAGAUCAUAAUUUUUCUUGGGUGUUUGAAAAUAUUGAUUAUAAGUCCUGGAGAUCCAACGAUAGCCGUUUCGUCCUUUGUCUCUCUAGCCCUCUAGGCCACCACUUAUCUCAAGUCACAUCCUACGUCGUGGACCAAGAGCAGAACGCUAACCACCCUGUUCUGUAUUGUUUCUGCUCGAAAAUAAACAACGGCGAGUUUAUUGUUAACAAAGGUGGCCAGAUUUCAGAAGGCCAAAAUAUUGCGCUUGCUAGUGCCCUCAUUUACACACUUCUCAAGCAGAUUAUUGUUCUUUCGCCGAUAGAGAAAAGACUACUAAUCAUGCAUAAUCUUUUCAAUUCCCUGCUGCAGAAGAUUUUCGAAAAACCCCCAAGUCAAAAUUGGACGGAAAACGGUUUCGAUGGCAAUGAUCCUUUCAAAGGUUUACAUGAACUUCUUGGCAAUGCGGCAACAGAUGAUCUUUUAGCUGUUUUCCAGGACAUUCUAGAUUAUGCCAAACCACAACCCACCUUGAUUGUUCUCGAUGGAGUAGAAAAAGCUUACCAGGGUGGUCGGUUUCUUCACCUAAUUGGUGUGCUCAUAAACGACCUUCGACGACAAAGCUCAAAUAUGAAGGCACUACUUGUGGGCCCAACAGUUUGUGAUAUUACUGCUCUUUCUCAAGAGAGCAUGUUUAUCGAGUAUGAUAAGGAGCUAAAAGAAUGUUUAUUUAGCCUCCAGUUCGAAAACACACGCUAUGAAAAGAUUACACCAGAACAAAGUGGCUCUUUUGAGUGGCUUUGGGUACAUGACGAGUACAAACGUUGGUCCAAUUCGGAAACUUCUCGCUUACUCUAUAUACAAGGAAAACCUGGCAGUGGCAAAAGUACUCUCACAAAAUAUUUUGACUCUAAUCUUCCAACUAGGGAGCCAGCUGCAAAGAAAGCUAUCGUGGCAAAGUUCUUUUAUAGCUUCAGAGAGGGCGAACCCCAAAGGAGCCACUAUAGCAUGCUUCUUUCGCUUCUACAUGACAUCUUAUGUCAAGAGAAAAGCUUCUUUUACCAUUAUUGUCAAGCCGAAUAUCGAGCUCAUCGUUGCUCUGGCGCGAAGUGGGACUACCAAUCUCUGAAACGAAUCUUGGGGUCAUUACAAGACUACUAUUCAACACCAAAGCGAUUCUACAUUAUUAUCGAUGCGGUUGAUGAGUCUGAAGAGACAGACAGACGGGACAUUCUCAAUAUGCUUUACAAUUUGUGUUCUAAUAUCAAAUACUGUGUUGUCAAAAUCUUUAUCGCAAGUCGACCGGUAGCACAGCUAGAAGCCCGCCGAGACCAGUUUCUGGAUUUUAUUCGGUUACAGGAUGAAACUACACUUGAUAUUUCCAAUUUCGCAAAUUCUCUACUUAAUGGCCUUGGUCUUAAUCGAGAGGUUGCAUAUAUGAUUGGAAAUGCCCAAGGAGUUUUCCUUUGGGUCAAACUGGUGGGCGAGGAAUUGCUAAAGUUCCAUGAAGAUGGAUAUUCUGAACACGACAUAUUUCUUAUGCUUAAAAAACUUCCAACGGAGCUCGAAGAACUUUACGGAGUCAUGCUGGAUAAGAUGAGAACAAACAAGUCAUGCCUGUCCUAUGGAUUGAAAAUGUUUCGAUUCAUUCUAUUUGCACGGAGGCCCCUCAGGGUGAACGAACUACUCCACAGUCUUGGUAUUCCAGACAGUACUGAAUCCGACUCAAUUUCUAGCCUCACUGAUGAGAUUUUCGAGGAGCGUGUACCAUUAUCAGAGAGAAUUAUUGUCUCUUGUGGUGGUAACUUCAUAGAAAUUAAACAACGGAACGAUGGACAUCGGGUAGUCCAAGUUAUCCAUCAAACUGCCUUUGAGUUUCUGCGUGAUCCUGAUGGAGUAGUUUCAAAAUCAGCGUUUCGCAUAGAUGAAGGAUAUGCACAUAUGUUGAUAGCCACAACUUGCAUCCAAUAUCUAAUGCUUUGCGCUGCCAGCACCUCUCUACGAGUGGGGUUACCGGAUUCCGAACAUUGGAUCGCCAACCAUUAUGAUGAUUAUGCAAAGUACCUCGAUAAAAGACCGUUGGCGUUCUAUGCUUCCCACCAUGUAGAAUAUCACGUCAAUCGCUACAUGAGAUACGCCAACCAGAAAUCUAAUACUCAAAAACUCGCAGCUCAAGUAACAUGCGACUGGAUCAACGACCCCUUCAAUUAUUUGUUGGAGAGCUGGUCUGGCUCACAUUUGGCGCCACUGAUUUCGAAAAAAAUCCAGAACAAACUAAUUUUUGCUUCUGCCAAAGAUCAUUCUGCCCGGACGCCGCUUUCAUGGGCUGCUGGGAACGGACAAGAGUCUACCAUGAGGCUACUGCUUGAAGAAGAUGCAAAUACUAAUCUCCCCUAUGAUUAUUAUGGCCAGACGCCGCUUUCAUGGGCUGCUAGAAACGGGCACGAGUCUAUUGUAAGGCUACUGCUUGAAAAUGGCGCAGCUAUUAAUUCUAAAGAUGAGUCUAACCGGACGCCGCUUUCAUGGGCUGCCAAGAAUGGACACGCGGCCAUUGUCGAGCUGCUGCAAAAUAACGGCGCCACAUUAUAA
Messenger RNA from Trichoderma breve, 3732 nucleotides. RefSeq names its product ankyrin repeats (3 copies) domain-containing protein. Gene Ontology annotation, biological process: nucleoside metabolic process. Bases 1 to 3732 code for a protein of 1243 amino acids. NCBI's taxonomy places the organism in Eukaryota, Fungi, Ascomycota, Sordariomycetes, Hypocreales, Hypocreaceae. Gene Ontology annotation, molecular function: catalytic activity; protein binding. The transcript has 8 exons. The record is from RefSeq and is a predicted model, not a curated record.